Molecule: messenger RNA, 1003 nt
Organism: Condylostylus longicornis
Lineage: Eukaryota; Metazoa; Arthropoda; Insecta; Diptera; Dolichopodidae
Product: probable pseudouridine-5'-phosphatase
Exons: 2
Coding region: 166-894 (242 amino acids)
Molecular function (GO): phosphatase activity
Source: RefSeq, a predicted model, not a curated record
AAGAUCUGAUGAAAUUAAGAUUUUAAAUAAUUUUUUGCUUUUCCAUAUAAAUUAAUUAUUAAAAUUUUUAAGUAAAUUUAAGAAAAAGAAAUUGAACUGUUCUGCAGGUUGAGAAUUAUUUUUCAGUAUAAUCUCCUCAUAAAUUGCAAAUUAUAUUAAAAAAAGAUGAAUAACGAAAAUAAUAUUGGCAAUAAUAACAACGAUAAAAAACAAUUUAAAAAUGUUUCUCAUGUAAUUUUUGAUCUUGAUGGAUUACUUAUCGAUUCUGAAACAAUUUAUGAGCAAAUUGUUGCAGAUAUUGGAAAAAAAUAUGGUAAAUCAUAUCCGGAUCAUACAAGAAUGCGUUUAUUGGGUACAACAGAAAAACGUUCUGCUGAAAUUGUUAUCGAAGAUUUACAAUUACCGAUAUCUGUAGAAGAAUAUUUACAACAAUAUAAACAAUUAUCUAAUGAAAGAUUAAAUAGUAUAAAAUUAAUGAAAGGUGCUGAAAAAUUAAUAAGACAUUUAAAUGCAAAUAAAGUGCAAUUUUGUUUAGCAACUAGUUCAUCACAAGUAAUGGUAGAAAAGAAAACUUCAGCUGUACCAGAUUUAAUGAAAAUGUUUCAUCAUAUUGUUUGUGGAUCAACAGAUCCAGAAGUAAAAGAAGGUAAACCUGCUCCAGAUAUUUUUUUAAUAGCAGCAUCUCGAUUCGAUGAUAAACCUAAUCCAGAAAAAUGUCUUGUAUUCGAGGAUUCACCAAAUGGUAUUAAAGCUGGUGUAACGGCUGGUAUGCAAACAAUAAUGGUACCAGAUCCGCGUGUAACACCCGAACAAAAAAAUUUAGCAACUCAAAUAUUAAAUUCAUUAGAAGAUUUUAAACCCGAACAAUUUGGUUUACCAAAAUUUGAAGAAUAAAAAAUUAAGUACCUACAUAUCUACAUUUAACUGGAACCAAUAAUAAAACCGCGUUGAUAAAAAAAUUUUAAAAAUUAAUAUCUAAGCUUCUUAUAUUUCAUAAGUCCAU